GUCAUCCUGGGAGGGUUGGUGAGAUGUAAACACAGACGGGCGGGGCUGAGACAGAUCUGUGUCUGUUUUUGCUAAAUUGUAGUGUUUUAAAACAUAAUUUACAGCCAUAAUGCCUCUAUACGAAGGUUUGGGUGGUAUAGGGCUAAUCAACGAGAAGAAUAUCACCGUGAUUAUUGACUUUGGAUCAUCUUAUACGAAAGCUGGGUUUGCUGGAGAAACUGGACCACGUGUAAUAACAAAAUCUGAAGUUAAGUGCCGAGAGACUGGGAAGAUUGUGCCAGUGUUUGAGGCUAAAGAUGAUGAGGAAUUGAGACACCAUCUGGUAGACUUCAUCCACAAACUUUAUUUCAGAAACCUUCUUGUGAACCCCAAAGACAGACGUGUGGUGGUAGUAGAGAAUUUGCUUGGUCCAAGCAGUGUGCGCAAUGCUAUAGCCAAGGUUUUUUUCCGCCAUUAUGAGGUGUUGUCAUUGCUGUUUGUUCCAUCCCAUCUAGUAUCACUGAUGACUCUAGGAAUGAACACUGGUCUAGUAGUAGACCUUGGAUACAACGAGACCACAGUUGUGCCUAUAUAUGAGAGUGUGCCAAUCCUCAGUGCUUGGCAGGCUUUACCUUUAGGAGGAAAAGCUAUUCACAGUUCGUUGUGUGAGCUGUUAUUAGACCGUGCCUUGACUGUAGGAGAAGAUGGAAAAGAGCAGAGACUAUCUGCAGUUGUUGAGCAGUUGUCAGAUAAGGUCUUAGAAGAUAUUAAAGCUCGCACAUGUUUUGUCACUUCCCUUGAUCGGAGUGGACGCCUACAAAAUAACAAAUACGACAGAGCUGUGGAGCCCCCACCUCCUCCACCAAGUGUUCAAUACCCUAUGUCUGGCAGCCGCAUCCUUACCCUUCCUGGCUCUGUGAGAGAAAUGGUAACAGAAAUUCUCUUUGAACGAGAUGAAGACAUGCUCAGUGUCCCUUCCAUGAUACUUAACUCUCUUAUGAAGUGUCCCAUCGAUACAAGGCGUGCUCUUGCGGAGAAUUUAGUUCUCAUUGGUGGUACUGCUAGUCUGAAGGGCAUGAAACAUCGGAUUUUGUCUGAAGUUCGGGCAUUGGUCACAUCACCACCUUUCUCAGAUGUACUGCAGAUCAAUUCCUUCAAGGUUCAUCACCCUCCAGCCAAAGACAACUAUGUGGCAUGGUUGGGAGGUGCCAUCCUAGGAGGGACAGAAGCUGUUGUUCUUCGGUCUUUGCCACGUGACCAGUACAUUAUAAAUGAUACUGUUCCUGACUGGUGCAAUCUAGCAUUUAACACUAAAGAUGAACAUGAUGAGAAGUCAGCGUGAGGAACUGCCUUUACUACCACAGAAAAUAUCUGGGAAUUCAACAGUAAGAUGUGAUUGUAUUUCAAAGUCAGACUGUUGUAUGUAGAUUUUCACAAAAUUCAAUGAUUGAGGUUUGUUUACGAUACUACAUAGGAAGCCUUACUGUACUAUACAAAAAUAUGGAUGGAUAAAAUAUGGUAGUAUUAUUUGAAGCUGUACGGAGCAUUCUGCUUGAACCAUAGAAUCACAAUCCUCUCCAUCCCAAUGUGACAGAUACAUGCGGUCAAAAAAGUAUAUGUGCACAUCUCGCAUGAAACAGUCUGAUACCACAGAUAAUGAAUAUUGCAAAAUGCCAUACUGUACAUUGCUUGGUGGCAACAUUUCCUGUUUUAUCUAUAGCAAAAAUUGUUACUACAGUAUAUGCAAAUUCAGAAAAAAUAUUAAUCUUGCAAACAAUUUGCAGCUCGGUUCUUGGUGGUUACAUUGCGGCAUAGGUGUAUUGGUCAUUUAGGAAAUCAUCGGAAUUAAUGUUCAUAGAAACUUUUUUGAUUGUGUGUACUGUACAUGUAUAAGGUAGAUUGCAUACAACUUCAUAUUAUAGGAAUACAUCACUACUGUACCAGGCUAAUUAUUGCACCGGCUUCUGGAACAGUGAAAAUUCCAGUACAAUAUUGUAUAACAAAGCUCUUGCCACAGUGAUACACUCCCCAGCAUUCCCAGUAUGGUAUAAUGUUGUAUACUCAAACUAUAAGGCAGACACUGCUUGAGAAUGUGAAAACUUUGCCAUUUUGCAAAUCUUAUAUUUUUAUCUAAAAUACACCAUGAGGUAAUAUUACAGGGGUUUUAAUAUACCGUAAUCAUAAACAAAUAAUGGUAUUAAAUGGGCAAUGCUAUUACCUGUAUAUUGUCUAGUAAAGCCAUGGAUUACAUACAUACAGCAUGCCACAUUAUGAACCACUGUACUUUUCUACUUCAAAAACUUUCCAGUAAGUCUUCCUUCCACAAUAUAUACUCCUCUCCAAGGAAUUCCUUCUAUGUCAGGCACCUUAUUUAUUCAAUAGUAUUAAGCAAUGUACACCAAAAAUAAACUGUCAAGCCGAAAAA
Molecule: messenger RNA, 2404 nt
Organism: Homarus americanus (American lobster)
Lineage: Eukaryota; Metazoa; Arthropoda; Malacostraca; Decapoda; Nephropidae
Gene: Arp10
Product: actin-related protein 10-like
Exons: 8
Coding region: 110-1321 (403 amino acids)
Biological process (GO): retrograde axonal transport of mitochondrion
Source: RefSeq, a predicted model, not a curated record